CGCGCUCUUUGUCUACUUACCUCCCUUGAAUACUCUCUUUGAAAUAAAUUGGAACAUUUGAAAUUUUGAAAUAAAACAUCGAUUUUGUCUAAAGAAUAGAGAUAUUGACGUUUCCUUUACGAUAGACAGUUAAACGUCUACUUCUGAUACAGGCUGCAUACCAUAGAUAAGUACACAGUAUGGCUGCCCCUGAUAUGGAAGUGAUCAAAGAUAUACCAGGAUAUAAAGUGAUCCUUAAAGCUGUACUCAAAGCUCAAAUACAACAACUGGUUGAGCAGUUAGCAACCCACACAGAUGAAGAGUCUGUUAUACUGACAGCAAGUGUUGCAGAUGGCACACUCAGUCACCUCGGCUCUGACUCGGGCAAAGGAUUUCUUGAAGAACAAGAAGAUGUUAAAACACAGUUUCUCGGCUUCUGUCUAAAAAGGCAUCACAAGAAAUUGCAAGCAGAGAAGGAGAAAGAGAGACAAAAGUCGAUGGCGCAGGCUCCAAUGCCAGGCCAAUAUGACCUUGGGCCUGGCCCUAGACGGCCUCGUAUGCCAUACCAGUCUUCACCUCGUCAACCAUUCUCACCUCAAGUAUUCCCUCUCCGAUCUCCAGCCAAUAGACACGAACCAUAUCACAUUCCUAGGCCGAGAAGAACGUCGGAUACCUCAUUCACGGAAACUAGUCUGGGACCCGGCUCGUUUCAGCCGGGUGCUGUCUCAACACCUCAGGAAACCAUGGAAAAUAUUCCAAUGAAAACUGAACCUAGUUAUGAUAAUCAAACUGAAAUUAAUAAAGACGAAGAAAAUACGAACUCAUCUACUGGAACAAAUGAACAGUCAGAAAGUAGAACUGGUGAAAAUCAGGAUAACAUAGACAGUGAUCCUAAUUCUGUGAAAGUUGAAGCUAUAAGUGAAUCAGAAUUUGAACUGGAAAUUACGGGUGUUGAGCCCGGCAGACCUGCAUUACCCCCAGAUAACUGGGUACCUGACAAUGUUUCUAUGGGAAUGAACUUUGACCCCUCACAAGGUGCUGCGGGGAGCCAGGCAGAUAUGGCAGGUCAGCAGGGAUACAUUAAACAGAGGAAACCAAGUCAGAAAACAAGAAUGAGCAAAGAAAGGUCAUUUUGUGGAUUGUGUGGGAAGACAUUUUCACGUAGGAGUACCUUGAUUCAGCAUAGGCGAAAACAUUUGGGCGAAGCUGAAAUACAAUACAAAUGUGACAUUUGUGCAGAACAAUACUCACAGAAGAGUACUCUUAACAGACACAACCGGAGUCAUCAUAAACAAUUUCAAUUUGAAAUAAACAAGAAAAAAGAUCCAAACAACUGUAACAGAUUAGUACAGAAAAACCAAGUCCAAUGUGACAAGUUAGAAGCUGUAGAACCUGUCCUAUGUAACAAGUUAGUACAGAAAGACCAAGUCCAAUAUGACAAGUUAGUGCUGAAAGACCAAGUCCAUUGUGACAAGUUAGUACAGAAAAACCCAGUCCACUGUGACAUGUUAGUACAGGAAGACCCAGUCCAUUCUGACAAAUUAGUACAGAAAUAUCCAGUCCCUUGUGACAAGUUAGUACAGAAAAAUACAGUCCAAUUUGACAUGUUAGCACAGAAAGACAAACCCCUUUGUGACCAGUUAGUACAGAAAUACCCAGUCCAUUUUGACAAGUUAGUACAGAAGUACUUACAGAAAAACCCAGUCCAUUCUGACAAGUUAGUACAGAAAUACCAAGUCCCUAGUGACAAGUUAGAACAGAAUAGACCAGUCCAAUUUGACAGGUUAGUACAGAAAGACAAACCCCAUUGUGACCAGUUAGUACAGAAAGAUCCAGUCCAAUUUGACACGUUAGUACAGAAAGACAAACCCCUUUGUGACCAGUUAGUACAGAAAGAUCCAGUCCAUUCUGACAAGUUAGUACAGAACUACCCAGUCCCUUGUGACAAGUUAGUACAGAAAUACUUAGUCCCUUGUGACAAGUUAGUACAGAAAAACCCAGUCCAUUCUGACAAGUUAGUACAGAAAUACCCAGUCCCUAGUGACAAGUUAGAACAGAAUAGACCAGUCCAAUUUGACAAGUUAGUACAGAAAGACAAACCCCAUUGUGACCAGUUAGUACAGAAAGAUCCGGUCCAUUGUGACAAGUUAGUACAGAAAGACCCGGUCCAUUGUGACAAGUUAUUACAGAAAGACCCGGUCCAUUGUGACAAGUUGGUACAGAAAGGCCCAGUCCAUUGUGACAAGUUAGUACAGAAAGGUCCGGUCCAUUGUGACAAGUUAGUACAGAAAGACCCGGUCCAUUAUGACAAGUUAGUACAGAAAGACCCGGUCCAUUGUGACAAGUUGGUACAAAAAGGCUCAGUCCAUUGUGACAAGUUAGUACAGAAAGGCACAGUCUGUUGUGAUAAGUUACUACAUAAAGACCCAGUCCAGUGUAACAACUUACUAAAUAAAAAAAUAUUCCAUUGUGACAUAUGCCAGAAGAAAUAUAGUAAUAAGCAUUAUCUUAAGAGGCAUAAGUUUGAACAUGCAGCAAACUUGUUGACCUGCUUGAUUUGCAACAAAGUUCUUCACAAUCACAGAGUUGUCAAGCUGCAUAAGGAAAAACAUCCAGAAGGAGUUAAUGACGAGGAUCUGCUUUAGAUAUUUUACAUUUAUCUGAGAUUAUAGCAGAAAUUUUUGCAAUGGAUUUUAUUUUCAAUACAUUUGUGAACAAUAAUUUUUGUGAAAACUUGUAAAAGUUCUAUCUUUAGCUUCACUUUUCGAAGAAAGGUAGAGUUUAGAUUUCACUUGCCCCAGUGUCGGCAUCUGCGUUGGUUAAAGUUUUUUUUAUAAAAUCAAAUAUCUCUGUUGCUAUCAAAGCUAUUGACUUGAAACUAAAUAAAUAGUUAUUUACUAUCAAAGUCUACACCAGGAGAAACAAUCCUGAAAACUCUAAUUUGAACUCUGACAGUGUUAUGCCCAUUUUUAACUUAGAAUUUUUUGAUAAAGUCAAAUAUCUCUGUCACUAUGAAAGCUUUUGACUUGAAACUUUAAGGAGUUAUUUACUAUCAAAGUCUACAUCAGGAGAAAAAAUCCCCAUAUUUCAGAGUUGAAUUUUGACAGAGUUAUGCCCCUUUUUAACUUAGAAUAUUUUGAUAAAGUCAAAUAUCUCUGUUACUAUCAAAGCUAUUGACUUGAAACUUACAAUAGUUAUUUACCAUGAAAAUCUACACCAGGAGAAACAAUCCCCAUUACUAUGUUUGAAUUUUGACAAGAGUUAUGCCCCAUUUUAACUUAGAAUUGUUUGGUUAAAGUUUAUAAAGUUUUUACUUGCAAAGCUCUAAUUCAGAGUCCAGCACUUAGAAAAGUUGAGCAUGCUGUCUUAUGGACAGCUCUUGUUAGCAUGGCUAUAUAUAUGAUGUAUUUGGAGCAUUGUCCUGCUCAUGGAACACUCUUUUAUUUUAUUCCUGUAAUUACUUGAUGGAUAUGCUUUUGAUAGUUUUUCUUCAUCAUCAUAAGCUCGAUCUGUAACCAGAUUGCUGGUUGCUCAUCAACUGGAAAAUAUGAAGUUCCUUAUGGUAUUUAGGCUUGUUACCAAGUCAAGUCGGCUUCAAAAGACAUUGAAUUCACCAUGUGAUUUUCUUUCAAAGUAAAAGACUUUUUUCAAUCAGUUUUUUUUAUUGUUACUUUGUUUGUAUAUAUUAUUAGAUAUUGCCUAUAGUUAAAAGCUUAUCUCACUGAAACAUACUUUGAUAUAUCGUGCAUUAAUUGUGACAGUAGUGAGAAAGUAAAAGGAUAAAAUUAAUGAUGAUGUAGUAGUUUAAUGUAGAAAAUCAAUCGCACUGAUGAAAUGUGGUGUAAAAUGGAAGAAAUAUAGCUGCAUUUCAU
Messenger RNA from Mercenaria mercenaria, 3851 nucleotides. Its product is annotated as zinc finger and SCAN domain-containing protein 21-like. Gene Ontology annotation, biological process: regulation of transcription by RNA polymerase II. NCBI's taxonomy places the organism in Eukaryota, Metazoa, Mollusca, Bivalvia, Venerida, Veneridae. Gene Ontology annotation, molecular function: DNA-binding transcription factor activity, RNA polymerase II-specific; RNA polymerase II cis-regulatory region sequence-specific DNA binding. The record is from RefSeq and is a predicted model, not a curated record. The transcript is spliced from 5 exons. Gene Ontology annotation, cellular component: nucleus. The coding region runs from base 180 to 2624 and encodes 814 amino acids.